Molecule: messenger RNA, 4496 nt
Organism: Syngnathus typhle (broad-nosed pipefish)
Lineage: Eukaryota; Metazoa; Chordata; Actinopteri; Syngnathiformes; Syngnathidae
Gene: gjd4
Product: gap junction protein delta 4
Exons: 2
Coding region: 1962-3131 (389 amino acids)
Biological process (GO): cell communication
Cellular component (GO): connexin complex
Source: RefSeq, a predicted model, not a curated record
GGGGGGGGGGGGGCCUCUGGCAUUCAAUUCUCAGUCCGAAAUGUACUUCAAAGGUCACGUUGUACUUUCUUCACUGCCAUUGUCCUGACCUGUGGUGCCUGGAAUAACCAAUUUCAACUCCUUACCACUGAUGAGAAGAACAAAUAACUAACAAAUCAUUUUGAUUCCCACUACCUUUUUUUUUAUGGUUCUUCCUGCUUACUAAACAGCACAAGUAAACACUCUGUAUUCAGAAGCUACUACUAAAAAAACUCUUCAGGGUAGUUUUGUGUUCUGGAGACGAGCUGAAUGACGUUCUUAUUAUAUGUGAUGAUUAACACUGUUCACACACAGAUUGUAUACGUUUUGCUAAAUUGUCUCUGUAUAGUGUACAUAACAGUGCCAGUUUGCGACAUCUGCGGUUGUACUGUUAGAAUAUUUAUAUUAGAUCCAGUUUCUACUGUACAUGAGGUGGACGGCAAUUGUGACAAAUCAUUUGAAGAAUUUUGAGUUCUAAAGAUUUAAAUGGGAGCUACUUUUGUCUUGAUUCUUGUUACAAUGUUUUCUACUAAUAAAACGGUUGUCAUGGUAACACACGGUAUAUAUAGGGCAAUACAAUUAUAGGUGCACAGCAAAUGAUCUGUUUCUAUAUAUAUAUAUAUAUAUAUAUAUAUAUAUAUAUAUAUAUAUAUAUAUAUAUAUAUAUAUAUAUAUAUAUAUAUAUAUAUAUAUAUAUAUAUAUAUAUAUAUAUAUAUAUAUAUAUAUAUAUAUAAUGUGAAUUAUUUUAAGACCUGGUUGCCGCAGUUUAUUUUGUAUUUUAGCUAGCUUGCUAGCAAUUCACACCGAUUUGGACCAAAGAUGUUUGGUUAAAAUGAAUUGUAUUGUUGUGCAUACAAUAUGGGUCAAGGAUUAUAGAAUUGUGACAAGACUGAAGACAUCACUUUUGUUACCUGUGUUUAAUAAAAACAUCUAAAUACCGUUAAGAAUGUUUUUGUUUGGGAUUAGGCUCGACAGUAAAUUCUACUUCAUAAUUUUCCCCAUAAUUCUCUUUUCAGUCGUGGAGCUGAUAAUUUAUUUUCACAAAACCUUUUUCGCCUGUCAACCAUUUGGUCUUGUUUGCCCUUCUAAUCUUUUUGUCAAUUAUUCCUUUGUUUGCUGCUAUCAUAUGAAAUACCGCAAGCCAUCUGAAACCCUGUGCAAGAAUUAAAGUAUAAAAAGUUGCAUUAAACCCAAAGUAUGGUUCCCUUCUGUUUAAAGUGGAAACUGAUCAAACCAUUUCACAAAAGACUCUAAAUUAUUUCAUCUCCUUUUGGUUUGAACAAUAUUUUUCAAUCAUGGUUCAAUUUAUGAGAAAUUGGAUGACGAGCUCAUUCGUUUCAAUAAUGAGCGCUGGUGAAAUGAAUAGGGGUGGGUGAAGGGGGGCUUGUCUGUUUGUGUUCAUCCUUUCAGUAGGGAAAUUGGCAACAGCUGCAGGAACAGGAACAGGUGGGCGAUCUUACUACAGCACCUUGGCGAGAUUCUUGUAUUUCUCCUUCAAAUCCUUCUCCAUUCAUUUACCGACUUUUGCAUUCUUAUGCCUUUCCUACUUUGAACAUACUUGGCAUUCUGUUUGUAUUUAGAACUUGUAACCCUGGAAGUCUGUUGUCUUCCUGUAAGGACGUCCUGCGGCCCCCAAAAUAUCUCCGCAAUGCCACGCAGGACAGCGACGUGCCCUUGCGAGCGUGUUAAGAAUAGAUCCACAAUGGGGCUCGCUCCCGUCUUCUGUUGUCUGAGGACUGCCAGUUGUCUUGCGGGGAACUCGGGGAGAGCAGUCCAGGAGCAUAAACUCGCAAUGGAUCAUGUUGGAUUUAAACUACCGUACCUUUGAAUAUACUUCCUGUUGGGUAGAUCUAAUCAAAUGUUCUUGCUACAAGAACAUAAAAGGUAACAAAUGCUGAGGUCUUACAAGGAGACUUAAGGCCCCAAACUUUUCGGACCGAACAUGGCGGGAUCCAGUCCAUCCGAAAUCAUCUUUAUCUCUAUGAAUCAAAGCAUCACCUUGAUAGGAAAAGUGUGGCUGGUGGUGAUGAUCUUUCUCCGCAUCUUCAUCCUCCUCCUGGCCGGUUAUCCUCUCUACCAGGAUGAGCAGGAACGAUUUGUAUGCAACACGAUUCAACCGGGCUGCGCCAACGUGUGUUAUGAUAUCUUUUCCCCGAUAUCUCUUUUUCGUUUCUGGCUGGUGCAACUUGUCACCUUAAGUCUGCCCUACCUGGUCUUUAUGAUCUAUGUGAUCCAUAAAUGUGGCCUCAAUGUCACAAAAACCUCCUUGGACCCAGGCGAAACCAUUUACAAGAUCCAACAAGAGAUCUUGGUCCCCAAAAAAUCUCCUGGAGUAGAGCGAGGGUUGAUCCGAUGCUUUACGGGUGUGUAUAUAUUUCAGUUGGUAUUCCGGACUUUGCUGGAGGCAGGAUUUGGAGCGGCACACUACUACCUCUUUGGAUUCUAUAUCCCGAGGAGGUUUUUAUGCCAGCACCCUCCGUGCACAACUCAGGUGGACUGCUACAUCUCCAGACCCACCGAGAAGACCGUGAUGCUUAAUUUUAUGCUCGGCAUGGCCGCCUUGUCGCUUUUUUUAAACGCUUUGGAUUUCAUUUGCGCUAUCAAGCGCUCCGUGAGGCAGAAGACUCAAAGAAAGUUGAUGGCGCGUGUUGAUGAGCAGCAUUUCCUGGGAACCCCUGAUCCAAAUUCUUCCUUGGAUUGUCUGAAAACUGGUCAAAGAGGGAGUUUCCGAAAGAGGCAAGGCAGUAGGAGUUCUUGCCAAGCCAGACCACUCGGAAUAAUUCAAGAUGCAACCUCUGCCCCUUCGGAACCUUUACGAAGCAAUAGCAAUAAAAACAAUGGCUACUCUCCUUCCCGAGAGGAGGCGUUCUGUCACUUAGAGCCCAGUAGGACCCCCAAAGCUAUUCGUGUUAAUAAACGCAGCAGGCUUAAACCUCAACCACCCCCCAGGCAGGACUUUGGGCUUCACCCUGCCGUGUCACCCAAAAGAGGUGAGCCCGUAGCAACAGGAGCCCGUACGAAGACGAUUGGUCAGUACGAUCUGGUGGAGCUGGGCAGUUGUGCGGAAGUGUCUGACGAUGAAGGUCAGGAGAAAAGAUCUGAGUGGGUGUGACUUUUGCAAGUUAUUAAAAUGUGAGAGCAACUGGAGCUCUAGCUUUCCAUAGUGGCAACAACUGUUGGAUCCCUCGAUCGCUGUCCUACCUCACACUGCCAACAGAUGGCGUUGCCUCGGACCUUGUCUUUGAAUCUCUUUGAUGCAAAACAACAAUAUCUCGUGUCAAGAAGAAGAACACCCCGCCCGAGUCGUGGAAGGCAAGAUGUGCGAGCCUUAAGCCUCAUUGGGUGGGGCGCACUUUGACCUUGAGCUUAUCUAAAAGUACAGCUCACCUGUUUCUACCAAUCCUGACCACAAAAGGUCAUGACCUCUCCCGUAUACCCUUACCCUGUGAUUCCACCUUGGGGCGUCUCGUGUGCUCGGGGUCAAAGUUCACGUCAGGAGCGUUUGUGUCCAUCUUUUGAUUGACUUUUACAGUGGUUACUUGACUGACGAGUAAGCUUUAGAUAUGGGAAAUAAAAAGCUGCAGAGUUAGCAUUAUGCUAAGUUUAAAAUUUAGGUUAUUUUUCUCAUUUAAAAAUAGGGAGGCUCAAAUUUAUUCAUUUCAACCCUUUUAAAUGGGGGAUAUUCAUUUUAAUAUGCGAAUAAAUCUAGUUUGGUUACGGAAUACGUUGAAUUUGGAAGUCAAGGGUCCUCUAAGGUUCCAAUUAAAGUGAGCCUAGUCUGUCAGGAGUUGAAGGUCAUAACAUUUCUUUAUUUUUGGAAGACAGCUUGUCACUCUAUUUCAGGGCAGCUAGCAACAUUACUAGAAAUAGAGCGCAGCAAAAGGACCUCGGUUGCCCUCUGGGAGAUCUCCCGAUCAAAGAUUUUUAGUCUCAAAGAAAGUCAGUGUUUGACAGACUCAUCUGCUUGAUGCCGACGUGGGUGGAGGCUCCCGUAGUAAAUCAGUUGCGAGCACGCGUUUCAUUCAGCCCCGAGAGUCGUCUUUGUGUAAACUGAUAUCGCCUGAUCUUUGUUCUCUCGCCGUCUCUUUUGGAAAGUGAUAACAAAAAGCUUCGGGCUUCCUGGAUCUCACAAUGCUCGGCCUUUUGACUCGCAUAGGACGGGAGUGACCACAGGCUGUAACAGGUGUGGCGAUGCCGCACCUUCUUGUAUUGAGACCCCAAGCUUUCUUUUCCUUUCCCAUAAGCCAAUUUAAAAAUUGGGUUUGACCAAUAUAUUUCCUGGUUCAAUAAGAGUUGUUACUUAAAUCUUCUUAUCACAUCAUGAAAUCAACAGUCCUUAGCCACUGCGAAGCUUCAAAAAGAACAUCCAUAAUAUCCUGCUAGAUUUUUCAUGUCUUAACAAUUGUGCAAUCUUUUGGUGCCUUCGGUGUUAGACUCAAAUGAGACGUGCAUAAAUAUAACAUACAUACGCCGGUUA